CAAGGCGCCAUGUUUUCAGUCACUGUUUUGUUUUGUGCUUAAUAUAAAUCGAUUAAUCUCGGUAAAUCUCUUCAGUCAGUUUGAUUAGUUUUCAGGAUGGCGAGAGGGAGGAACGCCCGGGGAACGACAGGAGCGGCGACGAAGAUCAGCGGAAGUAACAACGGAACCAGCGGUGGCGAUGGAGGAGGACCCACGGGGACAGGACGAGGGACUGGAGGAGGAGGACGAGGUCGCGCAGGAGACGACGAGACGAGUACACCAAGGACGACACCCACGCGGCAGCAACAGGUUACCAGCGGCCGGGCCAGAGUGACAGCCGAUGACUCUGCCGUGUCAGGGUCACCCCGAGCGGCGUCAGCUGGUGUCUGGCCCCGCGAGCACCUAGACCACAGCUCCAGGAAUAACGCACCUGGCACUGGACCCGUUCCUCGGCCCCCUGCCCUGGUGGUCCCCCCUCCCCCCUCGCGCCAGAGAUCGAAUGCCGUCAUGACAUCGGGAAUGGAGAGAAAGCUGAAUGCUGGAAAGACGGGGAAGGCGGGGAGAGGGAGCGGUAGGGGGCGGCCCAGGAAAAGGGAGGGGGACGAGAGACAGCAGGAAGGGCAGAGAGGGGAGGCAGUGGAGAGGGAAGGAGAGGGUCAGGGAGAGAGGGAGAUUAGUCAGGCCAGGGAGAGUACUACGAGGGUCACCAGGCGGACCUCCUCCUCAGCGGAGCCGGCCAACAGAGCUCAGUCGAGCUUUCCGAACAGAGAGAGUCCGGAAAAAAGCGAGGCACCUGUACAAAACAUCAUUGACACUAAUCAUGGUUCAGACACACCCAAGAAAUCGAGCGGUACUAAAAAAGGAAAGAGCAAAAGAGAGAAAACCAAAAAGGCUAAAGAGAGAACUAGGCGAAAUUCCCAGGCGAGCGCGCCGAAGGACAGAGAUCCUUCCAGAAGCGGCAGCAACCCCCCCUCGCGCUCGCCGGCCCGCGAACCCCCGGAUAAAGUCGAGCGGGAGCAAGCCAGCCCCGAGUCAGACUCUGUCAGCAACGACGACGACGACGAGGACAAGGAGCGCGGCGGAGGCGCCACGGACUCGCUCACCGAGCAGGGAAACGACACUGCGGAAGUGCCGGAAGGUGGUCCGGCCGAGCCGUUAACGGAGGACAAAGCUGACGCCGCCACUGCCACUUCUUCCACCAGCUCUUCCACCACCACCAGUACCACCACCACUCCCACUAAGAAAUCGUUAUCGGAUCCUCCUAAAGAUGAGCUCGCCGAGGCCUCCCGCGAAGGCCCUUCUUCGCUUAAGGACGCGAAAUCUCUAAAGGACUCGGAGCGGCUGCAGAAGGAACUUUCCGACGCCAGUCAAUAUCCACGAGACGCCCUCCUUUCUCGCUGGAUCGAGGCGAGGGCGGGGAGGUUCGGCGCCGCCCCAGCGUCGACCUCUAGCGCUCAGUCCCGUCCCUUCCUGACGCACAAACUCAAGCCUUCUCCCUUCCAGAAUCUCAUGGCAGCACAGGAGCUCCUGAAGACGCAGAAAGACAGUGAACGCGUGGCGGGGAAGGUCACGACAGAGACCUCUAGUGACUCCAACGAUUCAUCAUGCACGCCUGAAGGAGGUGGCCCAGAAGAUGAGGAAGAAAGAGAAGUGCGGGAAGGAGGAGAAGAAGUAGAAAGUGCUGGAAGAGGCAAAUCAACUGAAAAUGUAAAGCGUUCAAGCAGUAGGACGGGCAUGCCGGACCCAGCGUGUGAGGACGAGGGUCCGCAGGACUUGUCUAAACCCCGAGGAACUCCCACAAGCCAGACCAGCGACGACGGCUCGGAGAUCUCCGACGACGCCAACAAGACCGUCGGGUCGAACGACUGCUUCGCCGAUGACGACGACGAUGAUGACGACGACGACACCAGCAACGAGAUGCGCAUCGUUGAAGACGAGAGCGAGCUGCGCGAGCUGGACCUCUCUCUACCCAGCAAGCACAGGUCGGAGGGAAGUAUGAAGGACCUGCAGACCAAGAAUGAAGUGAAGAGCUUCGAUUUUUCGGUGCUUAAGUCGCCCAGAGCGAAGGAAUCGAAAGGUUCUUCAAAGGCCUCAUUAAGUCUGGAUGACCAAAAUGCCGCCGCCUGUCUGCUACAACUCAAGUCUUCCUCUACUCCACAAUCUCCAUAUGUUGUGAAAAUCCUCUCGCCUGAACCCGCCCACCAAUCCGGCUCCUCCACGCUCUCUGCCCAGCCUAUGAGGACGCCCUUCGCCACCAGAGCCCCGCCCCUCGAGGCUGCUCAGCCAAUCAUUCCGUCGCUUGGAUUGGGUGAGAGUCGGUUGGUCACUGUUAGUUCAAGGGGCAUGGCCGAGGGGCGUGGUCUGAGGCCCGUAGUCCCCCCGGGCCCAGAACAGGAGAGCAGCAAAUGCCCAACGCCGGGAUGUAACGGCACAGGGCACGCGACCGGCCUCUACUCCCACCACCGCUCCCUGUCUGGCUGCCCGAGGAAGGACAAGGUCACGCCGGAGAUCCUCGCCGCGCACGAGACGAUCGUGAAGUGCCCUACCCCGGGGUGCUCCGGGCGAGGCCACGUCAAUCAGUCGAGACACUGCCACCGCUCCCUCUCCGGCUGCCCCGUCGCUGCCGCGUCCAAGCAGGCUGCUCGGCACGCCCGCCAACGCAUGGCCCUGCUCCAGCAGCCCCCUCACAUACCGCUACAGCAGACAGCCCCGACGUCCGAGCGCCUGCUGCGCCCCGUGUGCCUCGUAAAGCAACUGGACUUCUCUCAGCCGUCGCUCCCUCUGCUGCCAGGAGCCUCCGCGCCGCGCCCCGCCUCCCUCGCGUCGUCCUCCGCAGCAGCGUCUGCUCUCACCUCAUCAUCUUCGUCCUCCACUGCGUUGUCGUCCGCCACACUCCCGUGCUCGUUGUCCAGCGUCGCCUCAUCCAGCACAAGUGCAACCCUUGACCAGUCGGCGGCAGCAUCGUCAUCUUGCCAGUCUCCGCCAGUCGGCCCACCAGCGUCGUCUUCGUCGACUGUUCCCGCGUCGUCGUUGGUGCCAAAGGUCGAAGCUUCCAGUGCGUCUUCCACGUCAGCUGAAUCGUCGUGCUCGGGCGGCGCCUCUGGCUCGGCUGGCCCCCCCUCCCCGCAGGGGUUCGCGUCUUUGUGCUCGCCCGCUCCUGACGAGGACGCGAGCACGGGUAGGGGAACUCCCCCGACGCCGCCUCUUGCCCCGAGCCCUCCGUGCAUCAAGGCCGAAGGCAGCUCACCCUCGUGCUUCCCGCCAGGCGGCGCGGGCUCCCCCCCGGGCGCGUGUGGAGAGUCGGUCCUCGAGCGUGAGCACUUGAUGGAGACCGCCGCAGCGCCCACCGCCGCCGCACGCGACCAGCCCGCCCUCAGACCCCUGGACCCUCCUAAAGCUUGCAUGGAGGACGUGGCCGGGGGAGGCAGGCUGGCCCUCACCCCCACCAACAACAACAACACCACUACCGCGAACAACAACAACAGCAGCAACAGCGGCAGUGCGACCCUCACCACCACCACCUCCAGCAGAGCCAACAACAGCGCGAGAAGCGCCACGCAGAGCCCGCACAAGGGCCUGGGCUCCCUGGGCUCGUCCGUGAGCGUGAAGGCGUCCGAGGGCGCCGGAGGCCUCGGCUGCUUCGGCUACAAGGGAGAGGACGAGGCGGGCCUCAUCCGGCCGGCGACCAUCACGGAGGUGCGGGCCAGCGAGGCGCGCUUCGACCUGCCGCACUCGUACACGACGCUCGACCUGGACCGCCAGGCCGCCAUACCCGUCUCGCAGCCCCACAUGCCGCCCACGCCCACCACGUUCGACAGCACCUCCGUUGCUGGCGGAGGCUCUACGCCCGUGGGCUCCAUCACUCCGAUGACGCCCGGGCCGGGCCCCCUGGUGGGCACCAACGGGCCGCUGCUGCCCCACGGCCCCUUCGACUCCCUCAAGCCCCCCACCUCAGACUACCCCACCUCCACACACAACAGCUUCUUCAUGAACAAGGCGUGCGGGGCGGAGGUUAAGCUGAACGACACCACGCCGUGCUCCGUGGCCUGCAUGCCUCCUGCACCGCCGAACACUAUGUACCAAAGCCCCGGCUACCGCUACGACAGUUCCGCCAUCAACCUGAGCGUGAAGACGUCGGCGCUCGGACCCAACCCCAUGUCCCCGGCGAACGUGAUGGACCUGUCGGGCCCCAUGGGCACGGGGGGCCCUAUGGUUACGUCCCCACAGUACCCCGGCCCCGGCGUGUCCCCCUGCUACAGCGGGCCCCAGCUGGUGUCCCCGGGGAGCUCCCACGACUCCCAGCACACAAGCCAGACUCUGGACCUCUCGCUCGCCCGCCCGCCGGGAUCGCUCAGUCUGCCGGCCUACAGCGGUCCCACUAGCCCAGAGUACAGUCCGCCUUCGCGGCUUGGGACGGGCUACCCCGGCGGGGGCGCGCCCUUCCAGCAGCCUCCUAUUGACGAACAGACGGAGCCAGUGGACUUCUCCUCCCCUGCGGAACCCGUUAAUUUCAGUCUCGCACGCCCCUUGGAGUAUGGUGUCACGCCCGACUACGCCCGCGCGCCCACGGCCCCUGCUUGCCCGCCUCACGACAACGGCUAUGCAGCAACGCCCGACAGGACGCACGACUUCCGGAAUAUGAACGGCUACAACUCCAUGACAACUCGGCCUUACGACGUCACCACGGCCUAUAACACCGGCUAUAUGGGCUACCAGGGCUACCAGGGAGGCUACAUGGGGGCCGGGAGCUACGGUGCUACAAUGGGUGGGGACUAUAUGACCACCACCGCCUGCACCACGCCCUAUCAGCUUUCCCCGUCACGCUCUCAACCUCCGCCCACGCCCAUGCCUGAUAGCCACAGCGUGCGCGCGUAUACACGGAGCAGCAAUAGACGUGAUGGCAAAGAGUUAAUCCAGUGCCCGACGCCCGGCUGCGACGGAAUGGGCCACGUCACGGGGAACUACGCCACGCACCGCAGAAUUUUGUUAUAUUCAUUUAUGAUAGACUAUCAAUAUGGUCUGUCGUUAAGGCCAUACAGUGAGAAUUCAUAG
Penaeus chinensis is the source of this 5031-nucleotide messenger RNA. Its product is annotated as mucin-19-like. NCBI's taxonomy places the organism in Eukaryota, Metazoa, Arthropoda, Malacostraca, Decapoda, Penaeidae. The record is from RefSeq and is a predicted model, not a curated record. Bases 97 to 5031 code for a protein of 1644 amino acids. Gene Ontology annotation, cellular component: nucleus. Gene Ontology annotation, biological process: regulation of transcription by RNA polymerase II. The transcript has 15 exons. Gene Ontology annotation, molecular function: DNA-binding transcription factor activity, RNA polymerase II-specific; zinc ion binding; RNA polymerase II cis-regulatory region sequence-specific DNA binding.